AUGCUCAUCCUACUCAUCCUCCUCGUCUCGGUAAUCCAUGCCCAAAUUCUUCCCACCACGGCCACUGGAGGUCUAAUUCCAACGAUCUCGACUUUACCAAUUAUUACUACCGAGCUCCCACCUCAAGUCACCACGCCCACUUGGGCCAAUGAUGCCGGGAGGAACACGACACUACGGGUAGGAAUGAUAGUCACCGAAGUGCUACAACCACAAAUCGGAUUUUCAACAACUGGCGGUGUCAUCACCUUGGCUCUGCAGCAGAUCAGGGAUGACCAUCUACUAGAUUCGGUCAAGUUUGAAUUUGUUGUCAACUACACGGACUGUACGGAAUCAAACGCUGCCGGGUUGGCUGUCGAAAUGAUGAAGGAGAUGGGCGUUGAUGUCAUUAUUGGUCCGGCUUGUGGAGCUGCUAUUAUCCCUGUUGGCAUCCUCAGCGGCUACUAUGAGAUUCUGCAGGUUGCUUGGGGCUACGCAUCUGCAGCUACACUCUCGGACAAUGUUCGCUUCCCAUAUAUGACGGUCGUUACCCCAAACUACCGACAACUCGGAUACGCAUUCUCUGCUCUGAAUGAAAUGUUCGAUUGGGAUAUCGUGGGACUUUUCUACGCCGAGGAUGGAUACGGCGCGUGCAUUGACAUGAUUGGAGAUGUAUCGGAUGCUCUCAGUGAUAGUUCCACUUAUCAAUCUUCCGUCAGUACCACACAAAAGGUCUCGAAAGGGAGCACCCGGCAAGCGAUGGUGGCUGCGCUUCAGAAGAUGCAAGCGAGGGCAAGAAUCAUCGGAGUCUGCCUACCUGACGAUGCGACAAAACGUGACUUCUUGAUCGCGAUUACGGAAUCCGGCAUGAAUACGACCGAGUACGUCUACGUUUUGCUUGACAACCGUGGCUACGGUUUUGGGCAGCUGGGAGUUUCGGAGACUGCAGAGAAACUGGACGGCGGCUAUACCCCAAUGUGGAUCGACACCAUCAACGACAACGCCGACGGGCUUGACGACGUCGCAAAAGCAGCUGCCACCAGGAUGCUAGUGAUCGACCUGAAAAACGACGGAACUGUCGAUGGGAAAACAUCUGCAGAUCUGGGUCCAGAGAUGCUCGAAAACGUGAAGGGCUACCCGUUCUACUGCUCAACGAGUGACUGCUUGGAAAAUACGAACACCUAUACCGGGAUGGGCAGCUUCGGACAGCAACUCUUCGACGCUUUCCUCUACUACGUCUACUGCGUCAACGCUUCCAUCACCUUGGACCCUCAGAAUGGACUUCGCAAUCGGAGUGUAUUCAAGCAAGAAGCAUUCCCGAACUACGAGAACCCAGCCACGGCUGUUUGGCAAAGCCGAGGUGGCAUUCAACCAACUGCAACCCCUAGAUGCGGAUUCUCCGGAAAAAACUGCCCCACCAGUACCUGGGAGCAAAGUGGAGCCUAUAUCAUCGCAGGAUCAGUCAUCGCCAUUCUGCUACUACUCUGCUUUGUCGCUUUCAUAAUUUACAUCAUACGCGAAAAGCGCAAGGAGCAGCGGCGCCUCGACUCGGAAUGGCAGAUUCCUUACCAUUACUUGGAACGGACUGGGAUGCGGGAGAGUCGGAUCGAGGAGAAAAGCAUGCAUUCGCUUCAUUCCUCAAAAUCUGGAGCUUCGAAAUUUUCUGUUGGCAGCAAGGCCGAGACAGCCACUGGGGCUUAUUUUAUGUAUUUAGGCGAUCCCGUCUUUUGCUACAAAUACAAACAGAUCAACAAGUUGGCGCCGAGCGACUUUUCGGAAUUUCGAUUGAUGCGAAAACUAGAACAUGACAACGUCCACCGCUUCAUCGGCAUCUGCCAUGACCACACGCCGAUGAUGUCGGUGUGGAAGUAUGCGAGUCGUGGGACUGUAGAGGACGUCAUCGCCAAGGGCAAUAUCAAUCUGGAUGCCUAUUUUGCCAUCUCACUACUUCGAGAUCUCGCCGAAGGCUCCGCAACCUGCUGGAUCGACGAUCGCUGGCAGCUGAAAGUCAGUGGAUUCGGAUGCGCUACCCUCAGGCUGGGCGAGAAGGUAUCCAAGAAAAGAAUGUUGUACUAUUCCCCGGAGAUGCUAAGAACCCCUGGGUUGGCGCCGACCAAAGAAUCUGAUGUCUACGCAAUGGCCAUAAUUUCCUCCGAGAUUGUCACCAAGAAAUCGGUCUACGAUAUGGACAACCGGAAUGAGAAGGUUGAAGAAAUCCUCUACCAAGUAAAACGCGGCAACCCAACGAUCCCGAUGCGCCCGCAGCUGAAUAUUCCGGAAGAAAUCGAGCUUCACCCGGCCGCUGUCCACAUGAUACGAGAUUGUUGGUCGGAAGAAGCCGAAUCGAGGCCAUCGAUUUCUACUGUUCGAACCAUCAUUAAAUCAAUGACAGCACAAGAUGGCGGUCAGCAAAAUUUGAUGGACCACGUCUUUAAUUUGAUGGAAUCCUAUGCGGAGACCUUGGAGAAAGAGGUAGAAGAUCGCAUGGCCGAGCUUGUCGAGGAGAAAAAGAAGAGUGAUAUCCUGUUGUAUCGAAUGUUGCCAAAGCAAGCCGCCGACAAGCUAAAACUCGGCCAAUCCGUCGAGCCCGAAUCCUUCGACAGCGUCACAAUAUUCUUUUCCGACGUUGUGCAGUUUACGAAUUUGGCCGCGAAAUGUACUCCGCUACAGAUUGUCAACCUACUUAACGAUUUGUAUACCACGUUUGAUACAAUCAUCGAGCGGCAUUCGGUUUAUAAGGUGGAAACAAUCGGUGACGGAUACCUCUGCGUGUCCGGAUUACCCCACCGGAAUGGCAUCCAGCACGUCAAAGAAAUUUCCGAGAUGUCGCUCGAUUUUUUGAGGGCUGUACAGCUUCAUCGUAUCCCUCAUCUGCCGCAAGAACGGAUAAAUUUACGAAUCGGGAUGCACUCCGGAUCUUGUGUCGCUGGAGUUGUAGGACUGGCAAUGCCAAGGUACUGCCUCUUCGGGGAUACGGUAAACACGGCUUCUCGCAUGGAAAGUAAUGGAAAACCGGGUCGAAUUCAUAUGUCUUCCGAUGCCUACCACCUGCUAUGCCGAGUUGGUGGCUACGAGACGGAGCCCAGGGGUGAAGUGAUCAUCAAGGGCAAAGGCGUGAUGGAGACGUUCUGGCUGGUGGGCCGCGGCAACAUCGCGGCGUCGUCUGGCGCUGUCAGCCCGGACCCGCUACACGAUCCAAUCCAGAAUCCGCUCGGAAAUCGGGUGUUCCGCUCUCGCGAAGUGGCCCAACCAGCGACGAGAGGGCGCGAUCAAACCCCACCAAUGCAAGAUGUCACCCGCUUGCAGACACCACAUCUAAAUGAGGUUCCCCCAACCUACGAGGAGGCGCGG
Molecule: messenger RNA, 3327 nt
Organism: Mesorhabditis spiculigera
Lineage: Eukaryota; Metazoa; Nematoda; Chromadorea; Rhabditida; Rhabditidae
Source: the annotation of a GenBank genome assembly